AUGGGUGCUUGGUUAUUUAUACUUGCUGUGGUGGUCAACUGUAUCAACCUGUUUGGUCAAGUGCAUUUUACAAUUCUUUAUGCGGAUUUAGAAGCCGAUUACAUCAACCCUAUUGAACUUUGCUCCAAGGUCAACAGUCUAAUCACACCUGAAGCUGCCUUGCAUGGACUACUUACGACGCUAUUCCUUUUGAAUGGGUAUUGGUUCGUUUUCCUUUUGAACCUGCCAAUAUUGGCUUACAACGUCAACAAGAUCUACAACAAGGUGCAACUGUUGGAUGCCACUGAGAUUUUCAGAACUUUGGGUAAGCACAAGAGGGAAAGUUUCUUGAAGCUAGGGUUCUACCUGUUGAUGUUCUUCUUCUACUUGUACAGAAUGAUCAUGGCGUUGAUCUCAGAAAGUGAUGAUUAA
This is a messenger RNA of Torulaspora globosa, 411 nucleotides long. RefSeq names its product cornichon family protein. Lineage: Eukaryota; Fungi; Ascomycota; Saccharomycetes; Saccharomycetales; Saccharomycetaceae. The record is from RefSeq and is a predicted model, not a curated record. The coding region runs from base 1 to 411 and encodes 136 amino acids. Gene Ontology annotation, biological process: endoplasmic reticulum to Golgi vesicle-mediated transport. Gene Ontology annotation, cellular component: endoplasmic reticulum membrane; COPII-coated ER to Golgi transport vesicle. The transcript has a single exon.